Mercenaria mercenaria is the source of this 2619-nucleotide messenger RNA. RefSeq names its product monocarboxylate transporter 12-like. The record is from RefSeq and is a predicted model, not a curated record. Gene Ontology annotation, molecular function: monocarboxylic acid transmembrane transporter activity. Gene Ontology annotation, biological process: monocarboxylic acid transport; transmembrane transport. Lineage: Eukaryota; Metazoa; Mollusca; Bivalvia; Venerida; Veneridae. The transcript has 6 exons. Bases 189 to 2057 code for a protein of 622 amino acids.
UAUGCGAUGUGAUAACACAUAUGCUGUCAGUGAACUGGGGUCACAACGCUCUUUUUACUGGAUUAUUUGACUUCAUUAAAUGAUGCGUGAAAAUCAACGUUUGUUAAAAUAAAUAAUAACAGAAAACACAUGGCGAUGGAGAUGAAACUUUAACAGCUUGCGAAAACGGAGACAGUAUCGGAUUUGACAUGAGUUAUGAAAGUAAUGUAAGAGAAGCGACAUAUCAUUCAUAUGACAUGGCAACAGACGGCGAAGAUGCAAAAUUAACUACAAAAAAAGACGUCGGCGAUAGCAUAAAUAUUAACAUCGCAAAAGAAGUUGUGAAGUGCUCGGAAAAUGAGAGAUUUAUUACAGCAGAAGAGGACACAAGAACAGAUCCUGGUAAAGGUGACAAUAAUAUAAGAAUUGUGGUCGACAAAGAUAUUGAAGUUGUCGUUGAAACAGAUUACGACACAAGUAAAGACCAUGAAGCUGACGAUAAUACCGGUACUGAGGUCACCGAUGAAGAUGAUGUUCUUACUGAAACAGCUAACGACACGAGAAAAGACCCUGAAGAACACGACGAUAACAUAACUACUGAGGUCGCCGAUGAGAAUGAAGUUUUUAUUGAAACAGAUGACUCUAAAAGAAAGGCCCCAGAUGGUGGUUGGGGUUGGAUGAUCGUUUUCGGAUGUCUACUGAUGCGCACAGUUACUGGCGGAUUUACUAGAUCGUCUGGUCUUUUCUACGUGAAGUUUUCAGAAAAGUUUGGGGAGAGCGCAGCCAAAACAGCAUGGGUUACGUCUCUCUCAGUCACUGUGAGAUUACUCAUAGGUCCGUGUGUGAGCAUUCUGUGCAACAGGUUUUCCUGUCGGAAGCUGACCUACUUCGGUUCCGGGAUCUUUGUCGUAGCUGUCCAUAUAUCUGCAUAUGCCAACAGCCUCGAGUAUCUUUACUUUAGUUACGGGGUUCUAGGAGGAUUGGGGAGAUCCUUCAUCCUUACCCCACUCACAAUGCUUCUUGGUGAAUAUUUCGACAAACGCCGGAGUCUUGCCUUUGGUUUAGCAUCCGCUGGGUUUGGAAUAGGAGGUUUCGCCAUCACGCCGACCAUAGAGCUUAUGUUCCAAGAGUAUGGCUUCAGGGGGACGUACAUCUUACUCAGUGGAAUAGCUUGUCAUCUCUUUGUCUGUGCCUCGCUUUUCAGGCCAUUACCAAAGAUUGAUAAUCGCACAGAAAAAACUCGACAGAGUGAAGUCAAGAAAAGGAAGGAUUCUGAAACAAUAAACAUAAAUGAUGAAUCAGCGAACAAGGAUGAUUUCUAUGUAUCUUCCACCGGAAGUGUUCAUUUGUAUAAAGAAGACGACGAAGAAAUUACAAUGAUUGACCAACAAAGAAUUCCAAACGGCUCAUCGAAUGAUAAAGUGGAAAAGGAAGAUGAUAAAAAUAAAAAAUCAAAGACUAAAAAGAAAUUGAUAUCUUUUUCUGUAUUAAAAGACAUACGUUUUGUAACACUAUGUAUUGCUACGUUCAUCAACACUCUUCCAAGCACUGGACUGUUUCUUCCAGCUCUCGCAAAAUCACGCGGAAUUUCAGAUAUACAGGCGGCUUAUCUGCUGUCAAUUAUUGCCGGAAGUGACACCGUUUCUAGGGUAAUUGCAGGUUUCGUCCUUGACCUUAAAGCUGUUCGUGACUUAAGACCUUACAUUUAUAAUGUUAUGUCGUUCAUUCAAUGUGUAGCACUUUUUUCGUUUCCAUCUCUACAGAGUUUUAAACAUUUUACAGCAGUCUGUGUGUUACAUGGCGUCGUCAUGGGAACCAAGGCUGCACAGAGGAACGUCAUUUUAGUCGAUAUUUUAGGUGUUGACAAGCUGUCAAGUUCUUUUGCAAUUCUACUUGCUGUCCAGGGAACUGGAACAUUGGCUGGUCCGCCGGUUUCUGGUUUUUUGAAAGACACCUAUGGAAAGUACGACUACCCAUUUUAUUUCGGGGGCAGCUGUGUACUUCUUGGUGCUAUUAUUCUGGCCAGUGGAAAUAUUAGGAAUUAUAUUGACAAGAGGAAACCUUCGCCAAAAGAUUGACAAGUGCAAAUAGGAAACAGCAGAUACAACAACCAGUACUGGAUACAGUUUUUUUUCUAUGCGGAGUAUAUACAAGUGUUUUCAAGAAUUACCAUAUGUUUUCGAAAAAAUAAAAUACUUACUAAUGAGUUGUGACAAAGAAACAUAAUCAUUUGAGAGUUCCACGUGGAACAAAUUAGGGUGACACAUAUUUAUCAAUUAAUGUGUGCAACAAUUUCGUACUUUUGUAAGUAUAGCACGAAAAGGACGGCAUACACUGAGGUUUGUCAGUGGAAACUUAGACAAACAAUCGACCUUUGGUACAAUUAUAUACAUGUAAUAUUGAUUAUUUUCUUCCGAAUACGUUCUUUACGUUCUAGUGCCAUUUAAAUAUGCCCGAGUGGGUAGAUUGUGUCUACCUGCUUGAAAGUGGCUUUAUAACUUAAUUUGUGACGAUGUCACGUGAUUUGCCCUAAUAAGACAUAAUACACAAAUAUGCUUGUUUUCUCCAAAGUUUGUCAAACUGUUAUGGUACCACUGACUAUGUUAACAAUUAUUUUACUAUUACUAACUAUGAUGCCAA